CAACCUCUCAACGUGGUUGCACGAAGGCAGUCCUCGGCGCCCCUCUCAACUCCGCCCCAACUCCCUCAAACUCUGACUGAACUUUCUCCUGGAGGAGCCAGUGCGUCACUGUCCCACGACCUGGCUCGGACAAGACGCGGCACCGCUCGACUGACGCUGGAACGCGAACAAUGGGUCGGCAGGAGCGAGCGUGGCUCGUCUGUGCGAGCUUCCUCGGACUCGUGGCCUCGGUGCGAACCGUGACGAGGGGCGAACUUUUCGCUCACGGUCCGAGCGCAAGAGACCAGCUGCUGGAGCCGGGGACGGACCAGACGCACCGACUCGCACUGCAGAAGCCCGUGUUGUUCUAUGAUGGCACUUUCGACAGCAUCUUUAUCAACACCAAUGGUUUUGUUGCCACAGCAGAGCCGGCGAGUGAGUCGACAUAUCUUGGCAAAAUGCCCCCAGCGUUUGGCAUGGUCGCGGCUCUGCAAGGAGACCUGGACACGAGCGACGGCGUGGGGAAAGUUUUCUUCCGCCAAGACUCCAGUCCGGAAGUCCUGCGCCGGGCGGCCGAGCACAUCAACAGAGCCUUCCCCGACGACGAUGAAGUCGAUCCCACCAAUGCCGUGGUGAUCACCUGGGUCGACGUCGCCACCCGCGAACCUCAAAGCAGAGACAAGAAGAGAAACACCUUCCAGUUGGUUAUUGCGUCCCUGAAGAUCGCCUCAUAUGCCAUCGUCCUGUACACAAGGGAUGGGAUACAGUUUUCCUCCACGCCUGCAGAAGACAGUAAUGUGGUCAUGCAUGCUGGCUUUAGUAAGGGUUUGGUCCGGGGUUUCCUGUUUUCCAGUCAGGGCCCGUACUACCGCACCACCACUGAUGACGAGGCAUCUGUCAGGGCUUUAGCAGAGGAAACCAACUCUGGCAUGCGGGGUGUGUGGGUGUACGAGAUUGGAACUUCUCCCUAUUUUACCAAUGUGGCUCCCGGUGAGGUCACUGACCUGCCCACUGAGGCCACACCACAGGGGGCCCCUGGCGGCCAUGAUGAGGCCAUUGAUGCAAGGAGGGCCACGUACACUGAUGGACAGCAAGUACAGUACCCUCCUUACGAACCAGAAGGGGGGCAGAUUGAAGUGCACCCAGUUCAGUACCGACCACAUCAGCCUGAGGACCAAGAAGUGGUGGUGGUGGACGACACAGACAUAAACGUAGAUGUGUUCUCGUACAACCUUUGGACAUGUGCGAACAGCAGGAAUAAGUGCUCCCAGUUUGCUGACUGCAAGGACUACUCCAAUGGAUACUGCUGCCACUGCAGGCCUGGCUUCUACGGGAAUGGGAUACAGUGUGUGGCAGAGGGAAAGCCACAGAGGAUGAACGGCAAAGUGCACGGAAAAGUGUAUGUGGGCAACGCUCCUACUCCAGUGGAGUUCACCAGCAACGACCUCCACUCGUAUGUCGUUGUAAAUGAUGGCCGAUCCUACGUCGCCAUCAGUGACAUCCCGCAAGCCCUCGGGCCCUCCCUGCAGCCCCUGUCGGCCCUUGGUGCUGUGAUUGGGUGGGCUUUUGCUCUGGAGCAGCCCGGCUUCAAGAAUGGCUUCAGCAUUAUUGGGGGGGAGUUCACACGGCAGGCUGAGGUGACCUUUCUGCCAGGGAAUGAGAAACUGUCCAUCAGGCAGGAGUUCAGAGGCAUCGAUGAGCAUGACCACCUGGUGGUGAAAACCAGCCUGGAAGGCCGGGUCCCCGAGGUGCCUCAAGGAUCCACUGUGCAGAUCGGCCCUUACUCUGAGAUCUACCAGUACAGCAACAACUUGAUCACCUCAUCCUCCACCCGGGACUACGUCGUGAGCUUGCCCGAUGGCUCCACUGACACCAGGACGCAUCAGUGGCGUCAGACCAUCAGCUUCACGAGCUGCCAGCAUGACGUGUCUGCAAGAGACACGAAACCCACCCAGAUGCUCAGCGUGGACCAGGUCUUUGUCAUGUACGACGCUAAUAAUGAGCUCAUCCGGUUUGCCAUGAGCAACAAGAUCGGGGACGUCAAUGGGGGGCAGCCACAGGAAAACCCAUGUUUCACAGGAAGACACGGCUGUGACACCAACGCUGUUUGCCGACCUGGGGAGGGAAAUCAGUUCACCUGCCAGUGUGCUGCUGGCUUCAAUGGUGAAGGCCGCACAUGUUAUGACAUUGACGAGUGCAGAGGCGAUCCUCAGAUCUGUGGCUUCCAUGCUAUCUGCAACAACCAGCCCGGGACCUUCCGCUGUGAAUGUGAAGAUGGCUAUCAGUUUGACAGUGAUGGGCACACCUGCAUUGAGGUGAGCCGACCCACUGACGCCUGUGAAGAAGGCACCCAUACCUGUGACAGUCCCGAGCGGGCUGAGUGCAGCUACACCGGAGGCUCAUCCUACAUCUGCUCCUGUCUGCCAGGCUUCAUAGGAGAUGGUAGAAUCUGCCAAGACAUAGAUGAAUGCCAGCCAGGCAGGUGCCAUCAGGAUGCUGUAUGUCAAAACACCCAGGGAUCAUUUACCUGCCAGUGCAGGCCGGGUUACUAUGGCGACGGCUUGUCCUGCUUUCCAGGGAGGACAAAGACCCAAUGUGAGAACCACAGAGACGGUCUCCAAGGUGUGAUAGCGUCUGGUCCACGGGGGCCCCGGCCUCCCGUUGGACAGUACAUCCCUGCAUGCGACGAGAACGGCGCCUACGAACCAAUGCAGUGCCACGGCAGCACGGGACACUGCUGGUGCGUCGACCGAAAUGGACAGGAGAUCUCUGGGACUCGGUCGGGACCAGGCAGCCGACCAAUGUGUAUCGACCAUAGUGGUGGGAAACCCCCUGUAGGACCUGACACUCGACCCGAUGUCCACCCCCUGCCCCCAGGAACCCACCUGCUGUUCGCUCAGAGCGGCAGGAUAGAGCACGUCCCGCUGGAGGGCUAUGACAUGAAAAAGGACGAUGCCAAGGCUGUCCUCCAUCUCCCUGAGAAGGUAAUCAUCGGCGUGGCCUAUGACUGUGUGGAGAAAAUGGUCUACUGGACAGAGAUCACGUCUCCCUCCAUCAGCAGGGCCAACAUCCAGGGGGGAGAGCCCGUUGCUGUCAUUAGAUCGGAUUUGGAUAGCCCAGAGGGCAUCGCCAUCGAUCACCUGGGCCGAACUAUGUUCUGGACAGAUUCCGUGAAGGAUCACAUCGAGGUCUCCUCUCUGGACGGGUCCCAGCGUCGCGUCAUCAUAGACUCUGAUCUCGUCAACCCCCGUGCUAUCAUAACGGACCCUCCAAAUGGUAAUCUUUACUGGUGCGACUGGAACCGCGACGCUCCCAAGAUCGAGACCUCUUACAUGGACGGAUCCAACAGGAGGGUGCUGGUUAAGGACGACCUCGGCCUGCCAAACGGCUUGACUUAUGACUCGCAGAGCUCCCUGCUUUGUUGGGCGGACGCAGGCACACAUAAACUGGAGUGCAUGCAUCCUGACCGGCGGGACCGCCGAAAGGUGAUGGAGGGGAUUCAGUACCCGUUUGGAAUCACUUCUUAUGGGAAGAACAUCUACUACACUGACUGGAAGAGGGAUGCCGUGGUCGCAGUAGAUCGCUAUGCUGCAACAGAGUCGGACGAGUUCCAGCCUCUGAAACGGACCAAGUUAUACGGGAUCACCACAGCCUAUGCCCAGUGUCCUUCAGGACAAAACUACUGCGCCGUGAACAACGGGGGCUGCACUCACCUCUGUUUAGCAACACCGACAGGCCGCUCCUGCAAGUGUCCCGGCAACGCAGCGGGCGCAGGCUGUGUGGAGUGAGACAGUGGGUACUGACGCGAGGCGGCUGAGAGCUGACACUGUUUGGAUGUUUGACCGCAAAUUAGGAGCCACUCAGCAUUACUAAACUAUAGCUGCUGAAAAAUGCCACUGUAAACCAGAAGUGAACUUACUGUGCCUUUUAUUUCUCAGUGUUAAGCUCAUCUUCAUUUUUUUUACAUUACCCGUUGACCUUAUUAAAUCACGUUUUGCCUUUCAGAAUUGUAAAUAUAAACACUUUUAUGUUGACUUAUUUCCUGAGUGCACAUAAACUGAGAAUAAAGCUCAAGGGAUACAUAAUUUAAUGUGAAAUACAUCACAGCAAUGCGGCAUGUUUGGAUUAUCCCAUAGGUUGUCUGGUGGAAGAAUUUGUGUGGAAUAGGACUUUAAGUGUCUGUACAAGCUGGUGGGAUGAGUUUACAUGCUGGGCAACAAAAGAAUAAACAUUUUUCCAAAA
Molecule: messenger RNA, 4221 nt
Organism: Scophthalmus maximus (turbot)
Lineage: Eukaryota; Metazoa; Chordata; Actinopteri; Pleuronectiformes; Scophthalmidae
Gene: nid1a
Product: nidogen 1a
Exons: 20
Coding region: 171-3767 (1198 amino acids)
Biological process (GO): cell-matrix adhesion
Molecular function (GO): calcium ion binding
Source: RefSeq, a predicted model, not a curated record